Monomorium pharaonis (pharaoh ant) is the source of this 1524-nucleotide messenger RNA. RefSeq lists its product as uncharacterized. The record is from RefSeq and is a predicted model, not a curated record. Bases 24 to 1280 code for a protein of 418 amino acids. NCBI's taxonomy places the organism in Eukaryota, Metazoa, Arthropoda, Insecta, Hymenoptera, Formicidae. Gene Ontology annotation, cellular component: plasma membrane. Gene Ontology annotation, molecular function: olfactory receptor activity; odorant binding. The transcript is spliced from 8 exons. Gene Ontology annotation, biological process: sensory perception of smell; detection of chemical stimulus involved in sensory perception of smell.
ACAACAUUUAUAGCAAAAAUAUCAUGCUGCAUUUUUUACGAGAAUACAAUAUCAAUAAAAUAUUAUUGUCACAUAUUGGUCUUUGGCCAUUACAAAGUAAAUUUGUAAGACGUUUGUUACCGAUUUCAUUACUAAUACUUUUGAUAAGUUUCUUUCUAUUGCAGAUAACAACAAUGUUUGAUUGUUGGAAAGAUAAGGACAUAAUUUUUGAUAUUUGUCUCAUCGUUGCCGCAAUGGUGAUUUUUAUUGCUAAGUUAUGGAAUGAGCUUUUUAACUAUGACACGGCACAACGUUUAUACGAAGCUAUGGAAAAUCAUUGGAAUAUAUUUACAAGUGAAUCUGAAGUGCGUAUUCUUAAAAAUAAUUCUAGUAAAUCACGAAAAUGUAUAAAAAUGUACGCAAUUCUAUUAUAUACAGCGAUAACAAUAUUUCUAUUGACUCCAUUUAAACCAAUACUACUCGAUAUCAUAUCGCCUCUUAACGAAUCACGAGAGCGAUACUUUGCAACUGCUUUUGAAGUAAAAAUAGAUAUGAACAAGUAUUACGUACCGCUUCUUUGUUACAAUACGAGUGUAAUAUUGGCGGGUGUAGCUGUUCUAAUUGGUACCGACAGUAUAUUUAUUACUCGUAUAUUUCAUGCUUAUAGUUUAUUUUAUAUUAUUAAUCAACAUUUCAAGAGAAUAUUGACAUCGGAUAUCAGUAUAAAAGAUAGCGAAUAUUACGGACAUACAAACGUAUAUGUUAAUAACGAAUACUACAUGAACGCAAUGCUUAAAUCGACAAGGGAACAAGAAAUAUACCAGAAAUUUGUUAUAUGUUUAAAAAAACAUCAGAUUGCUUUAGAGUUUGUUGAUUUAUUGAAUUCAAUUUAUCGAUUAGGGACAUUAAUUACAAUAUUAACUCCUUGUAUGGUUAUAAGUCUAUCUGGAAUUCAACUCAUAUAUGUGUUGGAUCAAAUUGAGCUGGUAAUAAAAAAUGUUAUGAUAAUCGUAUCAGUAUUAACAAAUCUCUUUGUUUUUUGCUACUUUGGUCAACAGUUGUUAAAUGAGAGUCAAAAUGUAUUCCAUCAAGCAUACGCUAUAGAAUGGUAUAUAUUCUCAUUGAGAAUAAAAUCAUUGUUGAUGAUAACUCUUCAAAAAAGUAUUAUACCUUGUACCUUAACAGCUGGUAAAGUAUUACCAUUAACAAUGGCAACUUAUGCUACAGUAAGUACAACAGUCUUAAAUGUUUACUUGCAAUAUACAAAAAAACACUUAUGUAUAUCUUUGCGUUCUAUUUAAGAUGGUGAGAGGAGCCAUAUCCUACUUCAUGACAUUCUUAUCUCUCAAAGAUAGUUAAUUAGCUCCGUAUAUUUUAUAGUUCUUUCUUAGCUUUGCCAGCAUCAAGCUAUUUGAGCGAUUGUGUACGAUAUUUUAUCGAGCUCUGUUUAAGAACUUAUAAUUAGAUUUUGCUUUAAAAAAAAAUUUAUUGUAUCUAUAUUAACCGCUAGCACAUUUCACGCCAAUAAAGUAAAUAUAAUUAAAA